CUUAAAGCUGUGCUGGUAUUCUUUUUCAGUUUCUUAUAUUCUUUUUCUCGAAGCUUAAAGCGAUGAAUGACGGCGUAUCCAUUAUAGUAGCAGUGAUUCUCAUUCUCAUCGCAAUGCGAUGGAUGUUAGGAGGAUCACAACCAACCAACCAGUCGCCAGGCCAGCGUAGACCUAUCGCCCGACGACAACACAGAGUUACACCACAGAUGGUGGAGAUGGUUCUCGCCAUGUUCCCAGAUAUUCCCCAACCUGCAAUUAUAGCUGAUCUUCAAAGAACUGGUGCUGUUGAGACAACAGUUGAUAAUGCACUGCGCAAUGGAGGGCUCCCAAUGCCUGUCAGUCAUUCCAGCACUCCACCUUCUGGAAGUAGCUCUUCAUCUAACAGUGCCCGUAAAUCCCCUGUACACACCAACCUCAUUCAGCGCUAUAAUCUCGACUCUAAAAAUACAGAAAAGGAAUCUCUUUCCGAGCCACCUAAAGUGUGGGAGGCUAGUGCUGAUAAGCGACAGGAGAUGUUGAGAAAACGUAAAGAGUUUAUGGUUCUACAAGCAAGAAAGAAGUUGGCAGAGGAGCAGAAGAGAAAAGAAGAAGAGAAAAAGGCAGAAUUGCUUCCUACUGAAAAUGUUGCUGAGCCAGAGAAAAACCAGUUAAAGGAAACUAGUUCACCAAAUUAUGAAGAUAUGUCUGUUGACGAACUUAAUGAUCUUGGACCAGAACAAAAACGACAGCAUAUGCUGGAAGCUCUAGAACGGAGAAAGCUGGCUACUGGAGAAAACGCCCUAUAAAGAAAAAAAGAAGAGAAGAAAAAAAAACGUUUUUUUUAAAAAAAACAAAAAGAAACAGUGAGAUACAAUCAUAGUAUAGUAUAGAACAAGAGCUGUCAGUAAACAAAAAUUACAGUAAUAGGAUAACCGAUUUUUUUGCACGUUGAGUGGAC
Messenger RNA from Phycomyces blakesleeanus NRRL 1555(-), 937 nucleotides. RefSeq lists its product as hypothetical. The record is from RefSeq and is a predicted model, not a curated record. The transcript is spliced from 5 exons. Bases 114 to 785 code for a protein of 223 amino acids. Gene Ontology annotation, molecular function: ubiquitin binding. NCBI's taxonomy places the organism in Eukaryota, Fungi, Mucoromycota, Mucoromycetes, Mucorales, Phycomycetaceae.